AUGAGUGACCGGUGGUCACCCAACAUCAAGGAGGUUCCGGUGCUGAAGAUCGGCGAUCAAGAGGCGCAACUGUAUCAAGCUGCCUUCGCCACGUUUGGUGGGUCUAUGGGCGUGCGCCAAUUGCGCGACGACGAAGAGAGCUGGUAUGACCAGAUCAAGGGCAAUUUUAUGUAUCCGGUUGAUGGUGCCUUUGCUUCGCCGCCAACCACGACUGAAGGUGUGUUGCGCGACCUAGGGAUUGACCCAGAAGAGAAGAAGAAGAAACCCCUGAAGAAGAAGAAGACAAAGGUGGACUCUGAAGUGACCAACAAGGGGACUGGCACUAGUCGCGCAACCGCUGUUGCUGUUAAAGGUACUCUUCGCCUUCGACAACGUGACUUAGACGAUUAUGUGAUGAUCAGUGACUCACUUGAAGGCUUAUCGCGCACAGCUGAGACAAAAACUGGAGCGGGUGGCUCAAAAAGCUCUGGGAGCGCGGGUUCUCGUAACCCUGAUGCUGGCGCAACCCCCUCUGUGCCUGAAGAUGAGGAGGCUGAAGAAGAAGAUGCUGCUGCUCAGUUGAUUGGCAGGAAAAGGGGUAGAAGCGAGGCCACGGCUGGUAUGGUUUCCGCGCCUACUGCUGGUGGAAUUCCGUUGGUUGGGAAAACGAGCAACCUGCGCUCGUUGUAUAGGUUUUCUCCUGAGAUCAAGAAGAAGACCCCUGAGAAGGGUGUCAAGUUCAAUGAGCCAGGGUCGAAGAGGCCGAAGAUUACCAUCAAGUCUUCUGAUACUGCUGCUCAGGACGCUGCGAAGGCUGCCGAGGCGCAGCGAAAGGCACAGGAGAAUCAGAAGAGAGAAGAAGAAUGGAAAAAGAAAAUUGAGGAGGAGAAGAGGAGGAAAGAUGAAGAAGAGAGAAAGAAGAAGGCGGAGGAGGAGAAGGCAGCCGAAGAGGCGAAGAAGAGGGCCUUGGAGAAGGAGCUGGAACAGAAGAAGGCUAUGGAUCAGCCUGUCAAUGUUCAGGGGCCUGAGGUCGCCAAACCUACCCACUCCGCGCAUGCCGAGACCCAUGAUCGAUCCAAGAUCACUACUUCUAAGGGGUCGGGUCGGUAUACCUCUAGCGGCGCGAGCUCUGGUGGAGCUGAGGGUUAUAACCCAAACGUGAUUGGGGCGAAGGACACUGUUGGUGACAUAUAUUACAAAACUUAUACCGAAGAAGAACGCGGUGACGCCCCUCACCGAGCUCCCUGGAGCUUGAAGCAAAAGGAUACCUUUCAGGAAUUCGGCCCUUGCCGCGAGUGGUUCUUGAACUCGUUCACCCCUGCAGAGGUUAACCGGCAAAGGGCGAAACCUCAUGAAUUGUUGUAUCGAACCUUUGUGCUUGGAGAGGCCAAUGCUCGCGCUGCCAAUUAUCAGAUAGUUCGCGAGUGGCGAACGAUGGUUAGGGAGCGAGCAGACUGGGAGGGUUAUCGCGAGCGCAUGAUAAAGCGCAUUGCUGAUUUUGACAAAUCGAAAGCUGCCUUCGAUGAGGAGAAGGCCAAAUUUGAUGCUGAUAAGAAGGCCGAAGAAUGGGGGCGCGAGGGCCUAAAAAAUAAACUCCAAAAUGCUGAACAGCAACUGGCCAAGGAGAAGGCCGAGUUCAAGCGCAUUUGUGCCCAGGAUAACGAGCGCGCCUACGCGGCUCGGCGGAAGAUUGUUGAUCUCGAAACGAAGAUUGCUGAGUUAACAUCGAAGGUUGAAGAGGCGCAUGGUGAGAAGGCUGCCAAGCAGCAGAUGGAGGUUGAGUUGUCUGAGGCGAAGGUGCAGUUGUCCCGCAAGGAUAGAGAUCUCCAAGCUAAGGACAUUGAGAUUGCUGAGCUCAAACGUCGCUUGAAUGAGCAGAUUGACAAAUGUGAGUCUUUGGAGAUCGACCUGGGGGCUGAGAAGGUUGCCAACUCUAUUCUUAAUGCUAGCGAACUAGAUCGCGCCGUUGCUGCUCUCACAGAUGCCGCGCGCGCGGUGGGUCAUCGAGGGGGCUAUCUGGAAUGUGCCAGUCAUGUUGAGCAGAUGCUUGGUCAAGAAUUUGAUGUGAGCCAUUGCUCGGUGACUGAACAGGCUGAUGCCGCGCUUGCACAUGCUGAAAAUUCAUAUGACAACCUUACUUUGCCUGUUAUGGAUCUGGUUGUGGAAGCUUUGAAGAAAGACGACUGGUGCCAACGUCUUAAAACAAUUCUCGAUCCACCAGUUACCGUUGAAUUGUCCGAUGAAGAGCCAGCUGGUGAUGACGGUGAAGAUGGUGAUGAUGAUGCCGACGUAGGAAAGUAA
This is a messenger RNA of Helianthus annuus (common sunflower), 2280 nucleotides long. Its product is annotated as eukaryotic translation initiation factor 5B-like. The transcript is spliced from 7 exons. NCBI's taxonomy places the organism in Eukaryota, Viridiplantae, Streptophyta, Magnoliopsida, Asterales, Asteraceae. The coding region runs from base 1 to 2280 and encodes 759 amino acids. The record is from RefSeq and is a predicted model, not a curated record.